CCUGCGCACAGUAGCGAAGCACCCGUUGCCACGAUAGUUUGGCGUCGUGUUCGGCGCGCCGCCGUGUCGUUUCCUUUUAAAUACAAAGGAAUUCAUCAAUGUACGAUUUAUAAUUGCGAGUCGCGAUUAUGAGAUUGACUCGGUCGCGUGAUACGUGUGAAUUUCCGCCGGUGUGCCAAGCAGAGGACGUCGGAGGUAUUUGAAACUAGCCAGUGUGUCGGCACGGCGGGACGCCGGCCCUCGAUCCGUCGACUGGAUUUUCGAUCGCUGCUUUGAUCGUACCGGCAUGGCGACCGCCGGUCUUGAGGUGCGCGAAGCUGGACGAGCGCUGCGAGUACAAACGGAAGCUCCGCAUCUCGUUUCCAUGGGAAGCGGACGUUUAUCCACCGCGGUGACCCUGCAUCCUUUACCAGAAGGUAAGCUGACGCUAGGAUCGAGUAGAGAUGCGGACAUUGCUGUGGUCGGUACAGGCGUUGAAUCCAUUCAUUGCGCGAUUGAAAACAAAAACGGCGUGGUCACUCUUCACCCCAUAAAUGGAAACACUGCUGUCGAUGGUGUACCAAUAAAUUCGCCAGUGAGACUUGCUCAAGGCUGCAUGUUAUCAAUCGGAAGAUCGAACUACAUGCGCUUCAACCAUCCAGCAGAAGCAAAGCAACUAAGAUCCGUGCUCCCACACUCAAGAAUCUCAAUGGCCCCCAUAAGUUUCAACCUCCCCGAGCACCAGCUUCAGGAGAACUAUCAUCUGGAAAGAAAACCUCCUGUGGCGCCAAGGAAAUCGCCAAGGAACUCCUGUUCGGAUGAUGAAAUAGGUUUCCUUGGGAAACUCACAAAGUUCGAGAUGCUUGCAAAGCAGAACAGAAACAAUUGUGUCUCUCCGAAAGUAUUCCCAGCCGGAGCUGUCACUACAAAUGUGCCAGCUGAUCAGAUUCUAGGACACUCUAGGUCUUCCAGUUUGAUCUCCCUGAAGAAUGGCAACAAUUCUCCUCUGCAGAACCUGACGAACUUAGAAAGAAGCCGUUCAAAUACUCCGUCCUUUAAUUCAUCUUCAGGACCAUUCCUUAAUACAUCUUCCCCUGGAAAUUGCUUUGUUUCCUCCUCUCCGAAUCAUUGUACCGAUGAAAAUCAUCAGAGAACACCCAGCAGAUCUAAUACUCCUAAUUAUCAGAAUUGUUCCACGCCUAAUCACAAUCAGAUCCAAGUAUAUUCUAAUGCUGAAUCCUACCUGAAAAGCUACAAGCCAUAUUACAGGGAGAACAAUAACGAGAACAGUCAGAGUACUCAGAACCUGAUCACCAAAAACACUGCCAAUCAGGCUGACAUGAUGUCUAGAAGUUUCACUUGUCAAAGAUCAAAUGACCUUGAUGAAUUAACCCCUAGAGAGUUUGACAUGAGUCAGAGUCUCAUUGUCACAAAAACUACCACCACUGAGUACCUCCAGCUGGAGAAAUUUGGUUCUAAUCCUAAUAUCUGUAACAGCUCCCCCAAUGGGAACUAUGGGAGUCUGAGGAAUGUAUCAGAAGCGCCCAAGUUUGGUUCAAAUCCAAAUAUCAAGAGGAUACAACCACCCAGUCCAGCUUUCAAUCGCAAUCCAAAGUACAACGAACCCAAAAGGGGAUUUGUAAGAGUGAAGAGUCCAACUCCAAGCAUUGGAAGCGGUUGUUCCUUGGAGGAACUGAGGGAGAGACAGAUUGACGCUGAGAAUAAACGUAGAGAAGCUGAGAGCAGAAGGAAACAGGCUCAAGAGGAGAGACUGAGGGAGCAGGAGAUUGAGAGACAGGAGAAGAUGAGGCUGGAGGAGAUUCUUGCUAUGUGCGCAGAGUACGAGAGACAGAGCACCAUGGAGAAGCCCAGACAACCUAACAGGAUCAAGACAAAUGGUUCUCUUCCACGAGACAAAAGACUGGGCUACAGCUCUCCCUUCGACAGCCCCAAGAGUCCAUCAAAGAAUCAACCUCAUUUCUCCUUCGACGCUAUAAAACCACCAUCAAACUCAGCAUCAUACGAAAAUGUGUGUGUACAAAACUCGAAGAUGGUCUUUCAAAAUGGUAAUCCACAAUCAACCACGCCGAACAAUAACCAAUCAGUUAAAUGGCCAAACGUUCUUGGCAACGGGGACCAUAGUUUUUCCAAUUCAAUCUCGCACGGUCGUAGCUCCAGCUACGAGAACGCGACGGUUGAUAAUUCACCGUUAAACAAUAAUAGUGGAAACGACAAAGAAACUUCUACUUAUGGAACGAUCCAAUUGAAUGGAACAAGAAUUAAUCAACAGAAUGGGAAUUUAAGUCUAUACGAGAAUGUAGUGAUAGGACCAGUUCAGAAUAAUAAUCAAAAUAAUCAUUCCAUGCCAAAGAAGAAUGGCCAGCUGUCGAAUUCCUGCGAGAUGAUUGAAAAUAAACUGGCCAUUUCGAACGACGACCUUCUAGAGGCUAUCGAGCAGCUUUCUAUGCUUUCGAAAUCUAAAGAAAUUUGCACGAUUCCGAAAAAGAAUAACUCUGAGAAGGACAACGCGAAAUCGAACGAGGCUAAGGCUGAUAAAGAGAGAAAGGAACUUGAGGAAGAGGAUAGGAAGAAGUAUAUUGAAUUUCUUCAGAAUGAGAAGCUGCAUAUUCUUGGUAAUAUGGAUGCCUUGAAGAGGAGUGUAGCUGAUAUUGAGAUACAGGAAGAGGAAAUUAGUAGAGAGCUUGAAUUGGAAAAAGCCUUGCUCUCUGCGGAAUAUGAAUCAGAAUCUUUGAAAUUAAACCAAGAUGAAGGUGAAAAAAUAAAAGUGCAAAUGAGAAUUAACGAAUUGGAGAGACAAAUGGCUGAGGAUAAUACUACUCAGGCGAAUUUGCAAGCGGAAGCGAAGCAAAGAGUUCAGAGAGCUCAGCAAGCUUGUAAUCGUUUAGAAGAAGAACUGACGAAUUGCACGGAUGAAAGGAUGCAACAAGAAGUUAGCGAAAAGCUGAUGGCUCAACAGGAUAUUCUUGAGUCUGAAAGAAAGGCCUUUGAGGAUCUUGAGUUCCAUCAUCUUGAAGAAGAAGCAAGUAAACUUGCCACUAGAGAAGAAUUACAAAGAUACUUGAGCGAACUGACAGCCAAAAUAGAGACUAGAAAAGCUAGAUUAAACCACCUUGAAUCUCAGAGAUCAGAAGCAAAAAGCACAGCGACUAAAGAUGCCAGGAGCCUCGAAAGACAAAAGUUGGCGCAUUUGAAGCGGUUAGAAGAAGGUCGAAACCGAGUUAGAGCGAUCAACGACGAGCUGACAAAGUUGGCACAGAAUUGCGAGAACAGCGAAGAGAAACGAUCUCCGAGCAGGGAAGACUUCGACAGGAUCUCCAGGGUCACUACUGACUCUCCCAUUGUAAACAAUCAGGGCAGCUUGGGAAGGAAGACUAUCGAGUCCCUUAAGGAAAUUGAGAGAAAUCGACAGCUUCAUUUAGCUAAACAAGGCAGCCAAGUGAUUUCUGAAGAAAGACGAAGAGUAGAGGAGCUGAAACGAAGAGUUCAGGACGAAGUUAGGUCACAGUGGGAAGAAAGGAAGAUGAAUUGUACUUCUUUCAAUAGCGUGGAGUCUGGCGAAGAAUCCUCUAGUUAUUCAACGGGACCAACUGAAAGCGGAAGUGGAAGCAGUGACAGUGCAGAGGGUGGAAAUAGCGAGAAAUUAUCUCCCAGCAAACUUUCGGAACUUACGUCACCCAGUCCAGGACCUUCGAACAAUUCCUACAGUCUCCUCCAAAAUGAUAACAUGAGAGACGACCGAAGAACAUCAAUGGAAGGCGAGAGACUCAGCAACACCAGUGGAGGAAUAAUAGAAGGAAACGGAAGUCGGCCUCUUUCACAGACCUCUAGCGAAAUGGACACCCUGGGUCCAUUGCAACCAGUCAAACACCGUGAAAAGGCAAAACUACAGUUACUCCUACAGAGACCACUCACAAGAUACCUUCCCAUCAAGUCGGAGUCCUUGGACCUGAGGCAUCAUAUCGAGACUGCAGGCCAUCAUUUACCCCUCAUACAUGAUGUCACAGUGGAUACUACCAGCUGCAGUGGUUAUUUGUCCAAAAUGAGCAAGAAAUUCCAUCAUUGGAACAAACGGUGGUUCGUGUUUGAUAGGAAAAGAAAGACACUGUCAUAUUACAGUGAUAGCUCUUCCAGGAAAGCUCGAGGAGUGAUUUAUUUCCAGGCUAUAGAGGAAGUAUACGUGGAUCAUAUGAACACUGUGAGAUCACCACAACCAUCAUUGACAUUCAUUAUCAAAACAUCAUCAAGAUUGUACCAUUUAAUGGCGCCAAGUCCAGAGGCUAUGCGAGUUUGGGUGGACGUCGUGUUCACUGGUGCUGAGGGUUAUCAUGAAUUUGAUCAUGGUAUUUGAUAAACUGAUCCUUUAUAGAUUUCUGGUCAAGAUCUAAUUUUAUUUGGAGAUCACCGUGGUCCUCAAGGAUAGCCUACAGGUUCUCAAAGCUUGUGUGAUCGUUUGAGGCAGAGGUUUGAUUGGAAUUGAAUGUAUUGGUGCUAGGCAGCUGUACACAGACUCAAAUAGUGUGUUUAAUGAUUCUGAAUUUUGUAACGGAAAGGUAAGGAUUCAAUGAUGUAUGCCAAAUCGAGGGCAUUAAUGGUGUGUUACUGAGAAGUAUUAUUCAUUCGAAUGCGGGCAAUCACUGAUGAAUUUGAUAGAAUUCUAGUCUUCCAGCAUAACUUUUGAAAAAGAAAAUCUUCAACAGUAGUUUGUGUGUUCUGGUUACGAACCAAAAAUCCAGUCCUUAAGAUACUGUAAAUACAUGUCAUUUUACAUUUUACAUUUACACUUUAACACUUUUAAUAAACAUGCCUGUUUAUACAUCCAAA
Molecule: messenger RNA, 4821 nt
Organism: Osmia lignaria (orchard mason bee)
Lineage: Eukaryota; Metazoa; Arthropoda; Insecta; Hymenoptera; Megachilidae
Molecular function (GO): protein binding
Source: RefSeq, a predicted model, not a curated record